Messenger RNA from Acanthisitta chloris (rifleman), 1754 nucleotides. RefSeq names its product thyrotropin-releasing hormone-degrading ectoenzyme-like. The annotation marks the transcript as partial. The transcript is spliced from 11 exons. Gene Ontology annotation, biological process: proteolysis; peptide catabolic process. Gene Ontology annotation, cellular component: cytoplasm. The record is from RefSeq and is a predicted model, not a curated record. Lineage: Eukaryota; Metazoa; Chordata; Aves; Passeriformes; Acanthisittidae. Gene Ontology annotation, molecular function: metalloaminopeptidase activity; zinc ion binding; peptide binding.
GCUUUAAAAAGGGUUGGAAAAUCUGUAAAUAUCCAAGAAGUAAUGGAUCAGUGGACACUACAGAUGGGUUAUCCUGUUAUCACUAUCCUGGGAAAUGAAACUACAGAAAAUAUCAUAGUCAUCUCCCAAGAGCGUUUUGUUUAUGAUAGUGAUGUUAAACCUAAGGAUCCUGCCCAUGGAGACAACAGCUACUUGUGGCAGAUUCCAUUAACAAUUGCAGUAGGAAAUACGAGCCACAUCUCAUCAGAGGCAAUUAUAUGGGUGUCUAACAAAUCAGAACAUCACAGAAUUCCUGCUUUGGAAGAGGCAAAUUGGUUGCUGGGGAACAUCAACCAGACUGGCUACUUCAGAGUUAAUUAUGAUAUUAGGAAUUGGAGGCUGCUAAUUAAUCAGCUAACAAGGAACCAUGAGGUUAUUUCUGUCAGUAAUCGAGCAGGUUUGAUCGAUGAUGCAUUCAAUCUAGCCAGAGCUGGUUAUUUGCCUCAGAAUAUUCCUUUGGAGAUUAUCAGAUACCUUUCAGAGGAAAAGGAUUUUCUGCCUUGGCAUGCUGCCAGCCGAGCUCUUUAUCCUCUGGAUAAAUUGCUGGACCGCACAGAAAACUACAACAUCUUCAAUGAGUAUAUUUUAAGACAAGUUGCAUCAAUGUAUCUCAAACUUGGAUGGCCAAUGAACAAUUUAAACAAAUCACUUGUUCAAGCAUCAUACCAACAUGAAGAGUUGCGUCGGGAAGUCAUCAUGUUGGCCUGCAGCUUCGGUAACAAGCACUGUCACCAGCAGGCUGCAACGUUAAUCUCGGAUUGGAUUUCUAGCAAUAGGAAUCGAAUCCCACUCAAUGUGAGAGACAUUGUCUACUGUACAGGAGUUUCACUAAUGGAUGAAGAUGUAUGGGAGUUCAUUUGGAUGAAAUUUCAUUCUACCGCAGCAGUGUCUGAGAAGAAAAUAUUAUUGGAAGCCUUAACUUGCAGUGAUGACAGAAACUUGCUCAACAGACUUCUGAAUUUGUCUCUCAACUCAGAAGUUGUCCUGGAUCAGGAUGCAAUUGAUGUGAUAAUCCACGUAGCUCGAAAUCCACAUGGAAGGGAUCUUGCUUGGAAGUUUUUCAGAGAAAAAUGGAAAAUAUUAAAUGCUAGGUAUGGAGAAGCAUUAUUUAUGAAUUCAAAGCUUGUCAGUGGGGUCACAGAAUUCCUCAAUACUGAAGGAGAGCUAAGAGAGCUAAAGAACUUUAUAAAGAGUUAUGAAGGGGGAGCUGCUGUCUCUUUCUCUCGUGCCGUGGAAACAGUGGAAGCCAAUGUGCGGUGGCAAAGGCUUUAUAAGGAAGAUCUAUUUCAGUGGCUAAGAAAAUCCUUGACACACUAAUCUGUCUUUAACAUGACACACUGCUAGAGAAAGAGGAGACAUUUUAGAAGUGUUCAACAUUAAAGUCAUGAAGACAAGAUCAGAUUGCAGGGAUAAAGGAAUUUUUUUUAUAUUGUGGGUUUUUGUUUUUACACUGAGCUCUUGUGAAAUUAUCAAGAAGAUUUUCAGAAGGGGAGAUCAUGAAUGCUUGUGAAAUCCAGUCCUCAAUGUGCACAACCAAACGUUACUAAGUGGUGCAUGUAAAUGUUGGAGAAAAACAAACAAAAAAAAUCCUUCAAAGACUAUUUUGUGCAUGCUUGUACUGUCCCUGCCUCUAUUUUAGCAUGCUUUUGUAUAGCAGCCACAUUUUGUAUGUGAGUUCGAGUUACAUCAAAUUUGGGCAUUAUACAAAGCACAAA